Saccharomyces paradoxus is the source of this 642-nucleotide messenger RNA. RefSeq names its product Srd1p (gene SRD1). Gene Ontology annotation, biological process: regulation of DNA-templated transcription. The coding region runs from base 1 to 642 and encodes 213 amino acids. The record is from RefSeq and is a predicted model, not a curated record. Lineage: Eukaryota; Fungi; Ascomycota; Saccharomycetes; Saccharomycetales; Saccharomycetaceae. The transcript has a single exon. Gene Ontology annotation, molecular function: zinc ion binding; sequence-specific DNA binding.
AUGCGCUAUAAUAAUUAUGAUAACUCUGGAAGUUCGUUCUUGACUAGAGUAGUGAAAAAGUCAGAUGUAGAGAAAACUUUAUUACUAAAUAAAGAAAUUGAUGGCUGGAAGCCAAAUGAUAAGAAGAAAGCCUAUACGGAACGUGGAAAGGUUUACGUAAGCUGCUCAUUUAUUGAAGUAUCCCUUUCUCAAAUAAGGACUAUUGAUGUUGAAAAAAAAAUUGAGAAUGCGGAACAACUAAGAGAUCUUACAAGAAAUAUUGUUAAAAAUAAAACCAGCUCUCUACAUGACAUGGUUCCGUCAAAAAAUUGUACAACUAAUUCCUGCAAUCCGGAAAGGUAUCCUCCUAGCGAGGAAGUAAAUAAUCUCAAAAACUAUUAUAGUUGUGGACAAGGAAUUAGUCGGCCUACCAGUAUCACGAAGAGAUACAGUAAAAAGACUACGAGCCGCCCUAAAAGAGAAAAGAGACAAACAAUCCUUCCAAAUGGUGAGAUAAAGGAAUGUUCUAAUUGUAAAGACACUUGGACUAUCCAAUGGCGAAGUGGUCCCGAUCAUAACAGAGAACUUUGUAGUCCAUGUGGACUCGCCUAUGGCAAAAGACUGAAGAAGGAGAAUGAGAAAAAAAAGGCAAGGAGUGAAUAA